Messenger RNA from Carlito syrichta (Philippine tarsier), 1309 nucleotides. Its product is annotated as cathepsin L1-like. Lineage: Eukaryota; Metazoa; Chordata; Mammalia; Primates; Tarsiidae. Gene Ontology annotation, cellular component: lysosome. The record is from RefSeq and is a predicted model, not a curated record. Gene Ontology annotation, biological process: immune response. The transcript has 7 exons. Gene Ontology annotation, molecular function: cysteine-type endopeptidase activity. Bases 5 to 1009 code for a protein of 334 amino acids.
AAGCAUGAAUGCGUCACUCUUCCUGGCUGUCCUUGGCUUGGGAAUAGCCUCAGCUUUUCCAAAACUCGAUCAAAAUUUAGACACAGAAUGGUACCAGUGGAAGGCAACGCACAGAAGACUCUACGGCAUGAAUGAAGAAGGGUGGCGGAGAGCAGUGUGGGAGAAGAAUAUGAAAAUGAUUGAGCUACACAACCAGCAGCAAUACAGCAAUGGGAAACAUGGCUUCACGAUGGCCAUGAACGCCUUUGGGGACAUGACCAACGAAGAAUUCAGGCAGAUGAUGAAUGGUUUUAAAAACCAGAAGCACAAGAAGGGAAAGGUGUUCCGGGAGCCUCUGUUUCUUGAGGUCCCCAAAUCUGUGGACUGGAGGGAGAAAGGCUACGUGACUCCUGUGAAGAAUCAGGGCCAGUGUGGUUCUUGUUGGGCAUUUAGUGCCACCGGUGCCCUCGAAGGACAGAUGUUCCGGAAAACAGGCAAACUUGUCUCACUGAGUGAGCAGAACCUGGUGGACUGCUCUCGUUCUCAAGGCAACGAGGGCUGUGAAGGUGGCCUAAUGGACAAUGCCUUCCGGUAUGUUCAGGAGAACGCAGGCCUGGACUCGGAGGAAUCCUACCCAUAUUUAGGAAGGGAUGGACACUGUAAUUACAAGCCUGAAUAUUCCGUCGCGAAUGACUCUGGCUUCGUGGACAUCCCUGUUCGGGAGAAGGCCCUGAUGAAGGCAGUGGCGACCGUGGGGCCCAUCUCUGUCGCUAUUGAUGCAGGCCACGUGUCCUUCCAGUUCUACAGAGAAGGCAUUUAUUACGAGCCAGACUGCAGCAGCCAAGCUCUGGAUCACGGUGUUCUGGUGGUCGGCUUUGGCUGCGAAAGAAACGAUUCAAGUAAUAAUCCAUACUGGCUUGUCAAGAACAGCUGGGGUCCAGGAUGGGGCUCGAACGGCUACGUAAAAAUGGCCAAAGACAGGAACAACCACUGUGGAAUCGCCACCGCAGCCAGCUACCCCUUGGUGUGAGCGGAUGGACAGGGAGGAGGAAGGACUCGAGAGAACAGCACAUCUGGAGGAAUUUUAUCUGAAAACUGACCAAACCCUUGAUGUGUAAGAUAAAACACUUGACUCAUUGAGGAUCCACGUUGUGAUUUGAAUUCUGUGACAUUUUUACAAGGGUAAAAUGUUACUACUACUUUAAUUACUGUUAUUAACCGCUUUACGAUACCGAAGACUCAUUUAAUUCUAAGACUUUCUGAGUUUUCAUUUUUUAGAAAGAUGUAUAAAACUUUACCUUUUAGAAUAAAUUUUAAUUCAGUAUGUAAA